Molecule: messenger RNA, 1461 nt
Organism: Rhinichthys klamathensis goyatoka
Lineage: Eukaryota; Metazoa; Chordata; Actinopteri; Cypriniformes; Leuciscidae
Product: leukocyte elastase inhibitor-like
Exons: 7
Coding region: 132-1325 (397 amino acids)
Biological process (GO): negative regulation of endopeptidase activity
Molecular function (GO): serine-type endopeptidase inhibitor activity
Source: RefSeq, a predicted model, not a curated record
GAUUGGCUUAAAGCCUGGGUGUUUUAGGGUGAGCCAGUAUUUAUUAGAACGACACCCAUAACCAGAGAUUCAUUCUCGUCAGACACGCUGGGCAACUUCAUCAUUUCUGCAGACUACUCUAGCUUGUGAAAAUGGAACAUUUGACUGCAGCAAACACACAGUUCUCCCUCGACCUGUUCAAGAAGAUCAGCGGAGGAAACGCAUCAGGAAAUGUGUUCUACUCUCCUGUCAGCAUCUCCUCGGCUCUGGCCAUGGUGUCGCUCGGUGCAAGAGGAAACACAGCAGCUCAGAUGAUUAAGGUCUUGUGCUUUAAAAACCCUCUCAAACCUGAUGCCGCGACUCCAGGACAUCAUGAUUCAGUGGACCAAAUUCAUUCCAGCUUCAAAAAGUUCAUGAGUGAGCUGAACAAACCAGGAGUCCCGUAUGCGUUGAGUCUUGCCAACCGCCUCUACGGAGAGCAAUCCUACCAGUUUGUUGAGAAAUUCCUCAAUGACGCAAAAAGCUACUAUGAAGCCGGACUGGAGAAGGUGGACUUCAAGAGCAAACCAGAGGCUGCUCGUGUCAACAUCAACAAAUGGGUGGAGAAAAAAACACAAGAGAAGAUCAAGGACUUGGUGCCAAAGGGAGUCAUUGAUGAGAUGACGAGAAUAGUCUUGGUGAACGCCAUUUACUUCAAAGGAAACUGGGAGAAGAAAUUCAAAAAAGAAUUCACCAGAGAUGGGCAGUUUAAGCUGAACAAGAAUCAAACUAAGCCAGUGAAGAUGAUGCAUCAGGAGGAGAAGUUUCCUCUGGCCUUCAUCCCAGAGAUCAACAGUCAGGUUCUGGAGCUGCCGUAUGACGGGAAGAAUCUCAGUAUGUUGAUCAUCCUUCCUAACGAGAUGGAAGACGACACCACUGGCCUUCAGAAGCUUGAAAAGGCACUGACCUACGAGAAGCUCAUGGAGUGGACCAAACCCAGCAAGAUGAUCCUACAGGAAGUUCAAGUGUAUCUGCCCAAAUUUAAGAUGGAGGAAACCUACGACAUGAAGAGUCUUCUGAUCAGCAUGGGAAUGGAGGAUGUGUUUGACGAGGAGAAGGUGAAUCUUUCAGGCAUGUCCUCCAACAACGACCUGGUGCUGUCGGACGUGAUCCAUAAAGCCUUUGUUGAAGUAAAUGAGAAAGGAACUGAAGCGGCUGCUGCCACCGCCACCGUCGUGUCUUUUGGAUGCGCAAGGCCCCCAUCCACUCCCCCAAAAACCUUUAUUGCAGAUCACCCUUUCCUUUUCUUCAUCCGACAUAAUCCCUCCAAUGUCAUUCUGUUUUAUGGACGCCUCUGUUCUCCUUGAAGAUAGUGAUGAUGACAUAAUUCUAGAUGACUCUGUUCUUCAAAUAAAAAAGGCAUUAGUAAAUAAUUGAGUGAAAUUGUCUGUAUGCAUUUACUUUCACAGGGUCAUUUCAGAAUCUUGAGACAGUUCUGUACAA